This is a messenger RNA of Postia placenta MAD-698-R-SB12, 411 nucleotides long. RefSeq lists its product as hypothetical. Bases 1 to 411 code for a protein of 136 amino acids. Lineage: Eukaryota; Fungi; Basidiomycota; Agaricomycetes; Polyporales; Adustoporiaceae. The record is from RefSeq and is a predicted model, not a curated record. Gene Ontology annotation, molecular function: lipid binding. The transcript has 3 exons.
AUGUCAUACGCCGAUACCAUAUCCCUCUCCCUCUCCACGUCCGUCCUCUUCAACUACCCCUUCGCGUCAUUUGCGCGCCUCCCAGUCUCCCUCACAAUCUCCUUGUCGCACUUCUCAUCUUCGGUCCUCUUGACACCUCCACAGCCACAUGCACAGCACCCGACUGUCACACUCAAUCUCCCUUCACCCGGCACCGACUUCGUGCUUAACAUACAGACAAAAUCCCUCAUGGGCAGUCGCGCGAAACUUGCGGAUGUACCCAAAUUGCAUGAACUGAUUACACACCAGAUACGACGUGUAUUGCUAGAGAAAGGGACAUGGAAAAUCGUGUUGCCCGGGCUCGCCAGUGUAAGCGAAGUAAAAGAGGAUGUCAAGAGGGAACAGCAAGCAGGUGAAUUGCCUGUCAACUGA